GUCAGUAUUUUAACUUUCCGCCAGGGCACUGAGUGCCCUUCAGUGCUCUACUGCUCAGCUCUUCACUUCUCCUUCAAUGCGUGCUCAGUGAUGGCUUUUGGAAUUAUGCUCCUCCUGGGUGUCCUGGCUUCUUAUCAUGGAUUCAACUUGGAUGUGGAGGAGCCCACGAUCUUUCAAGAAGAUGGAGCUAGCUUUGGACAGAGCGUGGCCCAGUUUGGCAGCUCUAGAGUUGUGGUGGGAGCCCCUCUGGAGGUGGUGGCGGUCAACCGAACAGGACAGAUGUACGACUGUGUGGCUGCCACUGGCUUAUGUCAACCCAUACCACUGCACACACCCCCAGAGGCCGUGAACAUGUCCCUGGGCCUGUCCCUGGCGGCCUCCACCAAUCACUCCUGGCUGCUGGCCUGUGGCCCCACCAUGCACCGAGCCUGUGGGGAGAAUAUGUAUGCAGAAGGCUUCUGCCUCCUGUUGGGCUCCCACCUGCAGACCAUUUGGACCAUGCCUGCUGCCCUGCCAGAGUGUCCAAGUCAAGAGAUGGACAUUGUCUUCCUGAUUGAUGGUUCUGGCAGCAUUGUCCAAAGUGACUUUAAGCAGAUGAAAGACUUUGUCAGAGCUGUGAUGGGACAAUUUGAAGGCACCAACACCCUGUUCUCCCUGAUACAGUACUCCAACCACCUGAAGAUCCACUUCACCUUCACCCAAUUCCAGAGCAGCUCGAGCCCUCAGAGCCUGGUGGAUCCCAUCGUCCAACUGGAUGGUCUGACGUUUACAGCCACGGGCAUCCUGAAAGUGGUGAAAGAACUAUUUCAUAGUAAGAAUGGGGCCCGUAAAAGUGCCAAGAAGAUCCUCAUUGUCAUCACAGAUGGGCAGAAAUACAGGGACCCCCUGGAGUACAGUGACGUCAUCCCUCAGGCAGAGAGAGCUGGCAUCAUUCGCUAUGCCAUUGGGGUGGGAAAAGCUUUCCAGGAACCCACUGCCAGGCAGGAGCUGAACACCAUUGGCUCAGUGCCCUCUCAGGACCACGUGUUCAGGGUGGACAACUUUGCAGCACUCAGCAGCAUCCUGGAGCAGCUGCAAGAGAAGAUCUUUGCAGUUGAGGGAACCCAGUCGAGGACAAGUAGCUCCUUCCAACAUGAGAUGUCGCAAGAAGGCUUCAGUUCAGUACUCACACCGGAUGGACCAGUUCUGGGGGCAGUGGGGAGCUUCAGCUGGUCUGGAGGUGCCUUCCUGUACCCCCAAAAUAUGAGCCCCACGUUCAUCAACAUGUCUCAAGAGAAUGUGGACAUGAGGGACUCUUACCUGGGUUACUCCACUGAGUUGGCUCUUUGGAAGGGGGUCCAGAGCCUGAUCCUGGGGGCCCCCCGCCAUCAACAUACUGGGAAGGUUGUCAUCUUCACCCAGGCGUCUGGGCAAUGGAGGCCGAAGGCUGAAGUCGCAGGGACUCAGAUUGGCUCCUACUUUGGGGCCUCCCUCUGCACUGUGGAUGUGGAUGGAGAUGGCAGCUCUGACCUUGUCCUCAUAGGGGCUCCCCAUUACUACAAGCCGACUCAGGGGGGCCAGGUGUCUGUGUGCCCCUUGCCCCAGGGGAGGGCUAAGUGGCAGUGUGAGGUCAUUCUCUGUGGGGAGCAGGGCCAUCCCUGGGGCCGCUUUGGGGCAGCCCUGACAGUGCUGGGGGAUGUGAAUGGGGACAAGCUGACAGACGUGGCCAUCGGCGCCCCAGGAGAGCAGGAGAGCCGGGGUGCUGUCUACCUAUUUCAUGGAACCUCAGGACAGGGCGUCAACCCCUCCCACAGACAGCGGAUCGCAGGCUCCCAGCUCUCUCCCACACUCCAAUAUUUUGGGCAGUCACUGAGUGGGGGUCAGGACCUCACCCAGGAUGGACUGGUGGACCUGGCUGUGGGGGCCCGGGGACAGGUGCUGCUGCUCAGGAGUCGGCCAGUGCUGAACGUGGGGGUGACCAUGAGAUUCAUGCCCUUGGAGGUGGCAAAGGCUGUGUACCAGUGCUGGGGCGACGUGCCAUCCACCCUGGAAGCUGGGAAUGCCACAGUCUGUCUCUCUAUCCACAAAUGCUCACUGGACCAACUAGGUGAUGUCCAAAGCUCUGUCAGGUAUGAUCUGGCAUUAGACCCAGGCCGUCUGAUUUCUCGUGCCAUUUUUGAUGAGACCAAGAACUGGACUUUGACUCGAAGGAAAACCCUGGGGAUGGGAGAUUACUGUGAAACCAUUAAGCUGCUUUUACCAGACUGUGUGGAGGACGUGGUGAAUCCCAUCAUCCUACGCCUCAACUUCUCCUUGGUGGGGGAGCCCAUCCCCUCAUCUCAGAACCUUCGCCCUGUGCUGGCUGUGGGCUCACAGGACCUCUUCAUUGCUUCUCUCCCUUUUGAGAAGAACUGUGGUCAAGAUCACCUCUGUGAAGGGGACCUGAGUAUCAAUCUCAGCUUCUCAGGCCUGCAGACCCUGGUGGUAGGGAGCUCCCUGGAGCUUAAUGUGACAGUGACUCUGUGGAAUGAGGGUGAGGAUUCCUAUGGUACUGUCGUCCACUUCUACUACCCAGCAGGGCUGUCCUACCGACGAGUGCUGGGAACCCAGCCACCACAUCAGCGCCCACUGCACUUGGCAUGUGAGGGAGUGCCCACUGGGAACGAGGGCCUGAAGAGCAGCAGCUGUAACAUCAACCAUCCCAUCUUCCAAGAGGGCACUAAGGGCACCUUCAUAGUCACAUUUGACGUCUCCUACAAGGCAACCCUGGGCAACAAGUUGCUUCUGAGGGCCAACGUAAGCAGUGAGAAUAAUAAACCUACAACCAGCAAGACCAGCUUUCAUCUGGAGCUCCCAGUGAAAUAUGCUGUCCACAUGGUGAUAAGCAGGAAGGAAGAAUCUACCAAGUACUUCAACUUUUCAACUUCUGAUGAGAAGAGCAAGAAAGAUGCUGAGCAUCGUUAUCAUGUGAAUAACCUGAGUCAGCGAGAUGUGACCAUCAGCAUUAAUUUCUGGGUUCCUAUCCUGCUGAAUGGUGUGGCUGUGUGGGAUGUGGCUGUAGUGGCCCCCUCACAGAACCUCCCCUGUGUGUCGGAGAGGGAACCUCCCCAGCAUCCUGACCUCCUGGCCCAGAUUCCAGGGAGUCUUGUACUGAACUGCUCCAUUGCUGAAUGCCUGAGGUUCCGCUGUGACCUCCCCUCCUUUGGCAUCCAGGAGGAUGUUGACUUCAUCCUGAAGGGCAACCUCAACUUUGGCUGGGUCAGCCAGACAUUGCAGAAGAAGGUAUUGGUGGUGAGUGUGGCUGAAAUCACAUUCAACAGGUCCGUGUAUUCCCAGCUUCCAGGACAGGAGGCAUUCUUGAGAGCUCAGGUGGAGACGGUGCUGGAGAAGUAUGAGGUCUACAACCCCAUCCCCAUUAUUGUGGGCAGCUCUGUGGGAGGGCUGCUGCUGCUGGCUCUCAUCACAGCCAUCCUAUACAAGGUUGGCUUCUUCAAACGUCACUAUAAGGAAAUGAUGGCGGAAGCCGAUGGGCAGACUGUUCCAGAAAAUGGGACUUCAGACCCUCAGGUUGCCCAAUAAGAAACUACCUCCUAUUGUCCCUUGGACCUGUUAUCCUCUGAGAGGUUUCCUGGCCUUCUUACUCCCAACUAAGUUAGGCCUGCAGGGGGAGAAAUGUUCCACGUGAGGGAGGCUAGGAUCAGGCUGCUUUCUCCUUUGGGAGGCUGCAGUAUAUCCACACAAAGUGCCUUGCCUGGGAAGGGCCAUUUGUCUUGUCAAGGCUGUAACUGGAAACCCCAGAACAGGACCCUAACCAUGCCCCUGGGCGGAGUUGAUUUGCAUUUCUACUUAGAAAUACAUGAACAAUAGCCUCAGGCUCCAGUCUCUCUUGCUUCACUUGCCGCCAAUGAUCUUUCUAAAAUACAGUACUAAACAAGCCACAAUCUUCAUCUAUCUUUAGUGGCUCCCUAUAAUUUUCAGGUUGACAUCUGAACUCUCCAGAUUGAUAUUAGGAUUCCAGUUCCAUUUCUAGAGGGUGGGCUUUGAUGCACAUACCAUGAUUUGCUCUGUGCUUCCCUAUCAUCCUUAUUCCUAGUAAAAUACUGUCACUAUCAGCACUUUGUCUCAGGAAUCCCAGUCCAGAUUUCCCAAACUGAACUGGGAAUAAAAUGUCUGCACAUUGGAAUUUGUAAACUUGGCUUUCAGGCUUUGUUAGCUUUGCUAGCUGGGAGGGGGGAAUAGAACCCCAGCAGGAGCAUUGCCCCAAUGCCACUUUGGCUCACCCAGCUCCAGCAACUCUAAGAGAUUAAGAGGUCCAGGACACUUUCAUUUUUUGACAUUGCAAAUAUAGUAAAUUAAGAAAUGCUGAUACAUAAUUUUUAAAAGUGUGUAUUUAAAUGUUUGCCUUAACAAAUUAACACAUUACACAAAACGAAUAUAUGUACCUUUGUUGAGAAAUAAGUCAAAGAUCUAAAAUUCAGGCCUUUUAGGGAUGUGGGUCCUGUACAAUGAUGCCCAUGGUGUCCCUUAACCAAUGGUGGGUGCCGGCCAGCCCUGAAUCCUGGGACCAGGACAAGAAAGUUAAAUAGAGGGGGAGGUUAUUACAUCCCUAUAUUGGGGUAACCUGACUUCUUAUUCUACUCACUCAAUUCUCAAAGCUGUCACUGAUGGGAAGCUAAUGGGGCUGUGGCAGGUGGGGGUAGGACAAGAAAAUGGGCUCAGGUGGAAAGGUCUUUAGAGUGAAGCAAUACACUGGUGUUUCUUACAAAUCUUAAGAGAUCGUGAAGGGGACACUGUUUGCAUAUGGUUAGUGAUUGGCAGGCACUCUGAAGUCCUGUAUCAGAGAUCUGCUGCCCCCAAUAUGGUCACUGUUGCUAUUAUGCCACCCAUCUUAGUAUAAAGCUCAAAGUGAUGCCUGGCACUGAGCUGGGUGUCAACACAUAAGAGGUCAUUUCCUGCCUUGGUGUGAUCCCACCGCUGCUGCCACCUCCAAGGGGUUUGGGCCAUGUGGAUGUUCUUUUUUAAAUAAAUAUUUAUAUUUAUUGAUUUGACAGAGAGAGACACAGCAAGAGAGGGAACACAAGCAAGGGGAGUGGGAGAGGGAGAAGCAGGCUUCCCUCAGCGUGGGGAGCCCAAUGCGGGGCUGGAUCCGAGGAUCCUGGGAUCACGACCUAGCCGAAGGCAGACAGACACUCAACCACUGCACCACCCAGGCGCCCCAUGGGCCAUGUGGAUGUUCUAAUUAGAAACACAGAAAGGGGAGGUAGUUGAUCAUGUGAUUAUAGGGGAAGCUGGAAAAUGGCUCUUUAUGGGCACCCAAAAGUAUCUCCUCCUUUCAUCAUCAUAGGGUCCAAAAUCCCUCUGGAGUCUCCAGAAGGACCAAAUAUUAUGCAAUAGCUUUAAGUAGGUCUCCAGAUUAGACUUUAUGAGAAUCCAGUUUUGGAUUGUUGUUUCUCAAAAUGUGUUCUGUGAAUCACUGGUGGUCUCUGGUGGUCUCCUACGUGCUAAGUUUUAGAGAAAAAAAACUGCAAGAAGUAGUUUUUAACCCACACAUCUCAUACAUUUGAAAUGGUGACUUUCAUAGAAAUCUGUCUAUAUCCUUAGUAUUUUGUUCCUAAAGACUGUCCAUAGACUCCAAGGGCUGCAGUGGGCUCUUGUGUAAAAUGAAUUCAACAGGUGUUACUUUCACUUAUUUUUCCUUUGCAUAUUAUUGCUUACAUUCAUUUUAUUUGAUUUUUUUCAGAGUUGCUAUUGUGUUGUGUUAUAUCUCCAAUCACAAAAAUGGAGCAAUGGCUCAAAAGUUUUGGUUGAAACAUAAAAAUUAAG
Messenger RNA from Zalophus californianus (California sea lion), 5802 nucleotides. Its product is annotated as integrin alpha-D-like. The record is from RefSeq and is a predicted model, not a curated record. Lineage: Eukaryota; Metazoa; Chordata; Mammalia; Carnivora; Otariidae. The coding region runs from base 91 to 3558 and encodes 1155 amino acids. The transcript is spliced from 30 exons. Gene Ontology annotation, cellular component: integrin complex; external side of plasma membrane. Gene Ontology annotation, biological process: cell-matrix adhesion; cell adhesion mediated by integrin; cell-cell adhesion. Gene Ontology annotation, molecular function: integrin binding.